Messenger RNA from Aspergillus melleus, 2508 nucleotides. RefSeq names its product GCR1-dependent translation factor 1 (gene GDT1). Gene Ontology annotation, molecular function: manganese ion transmembrane transporter activity; calcium ion transmembrane transporter activity. NCBI's taxonomy places the organism in Eukaryota, Fungi, Ascomycota, Eurotiomycetes, Eurotiales, Aspergillaceae. Gene Ontology annotation, biological process: calcium ion transmembrane transport; Golgi calcium ion transport; manganese ion transmembrane transport. The record is from RefSeq and is a predicted model, not a curated record. The transcript has 3 exons. Gene Ontology annotation, cellular component: Golgi apparatus; fungal-type vacuole membrane. The coding region runs from base 369 to 1928 and encodes 519 amino acids.
ACGAGAGAAGCAGCGAGAGAAAGUCUUUCGCUGGCCUCUCUCCUGCCUUGAUUCCUUCGUCCUUGUUUCUUUCUUGUUUCUUAUCGACUUCCCUCCUUUUGCCCUUACACCAUUUAAUUCAUUCAUCUCCAUAUUGAGCUUUGUUUAUUUCUCUGACCCGACUGGUUCCUCCCCCAACUUGCUCGCGUGGCUCUAUGACCAGCCUCUCUCGCCGAUCCUCCAACUUUAGAACGCUUUCCUCGAUUGCCCUUCCUUUCAUCGACUUUCCUUUCGUCUCCUUCAUGGGCCAUUGCCCGUGAUUGACCCUCUUUUACAACUCGACCCUUUUCAUUAUCAGCCGAUCGCCCGACCGUUACGGCUCUUUCACGAUGAGAGUCCAACGCCUCUCGCCAUUUGUCCUUUUCCUCCUCCCCGCGCUAUCGGCAGCCUUUGCAGACCUCACUCCGAAUAGCAAUGUCCCUGGACGGCGCGCCGCUUUUGACAGCGAUUCCGUGUCCCCGGACUUCGAUGAUUACGCUCCGGUCCGCGCGAACCCCAAGGUCGCAAAAGGAACGCAGGACGCCCCGGUUGAUGGCAGAGACGGCCGACCUCACGCUGGCCCGUGGGUAGAGACAAGCGCUGAGCGGGACCGCAAGAAGGCAGGCUCGGUCGUGCCUUCGGAUGCCCCGUCAAAUCCCAAAGUUGCCCAGCAUUUGGGUCCAGAUGGAAAUCCGAUCCCCUAUUCGAAUGAUGGAGUGAUGGACGAUCCGAACCGGACGGGUCCGAAAGAAGGCACUCGAGGCACCGAGGGCGGAGUGUCGGAGAAAUUGAAGGAUACUUAUACUUCGGAGAAGACUCCUGAUGCUCCCAAAGAAGCUCCUCCUUUGCCUCAUAGUGAGAAGCCAAACACUCCUUCCCAGGACAGCACGGAUGAGUAUUCCAAAGGACCCGGAGACUCCACCUUGGGGAAGCUGGAGAAACCCGCAGACUUGCCUGAGAAGCCGCAUGACAUCCCACACCCCAAAUCCCCCGCCCCCGUGAGCGAAGAUCCCCUUGGUUUUGAGAAACCCGGCAGCUCUGCUGGUGCCACUCCUGGUGCGGUCGGAUCUGGAGAGCCGGAGAGCGACCCGUUGCACUCCCUCCUCUUCUCCUUCACCAUGAUCAUCGUCUCCGAAAUUGGCGAUAAGACAUUCCUGGUCGCAGCUUUGAUGGCGAUGCGGCACCCGCGCCUUCUUGUCUUCUCCGCUGCCUUUGCCGCAUUGAUUGGCAUGACCGUGCUAUCGGCUGUCCUGGGGCACGCCGUGCCGACACUUAUCCCUAAGUCUUUCACCAAGAUUCUCGCUGCCGUUCUCUUCUUCAUUUUCGGUUUGAAAAUGCUGAAGGAGGGUCGCGAAAUGUCGCCUGACGAGGGUGUUGGCGAGGAGAUGAAGGAAGUCGAAAUGGAGCUGGAAGAAAAGGAGCAAGAGCAGAUGCGGAUGAACCGCCGUCGCUCCUCCGUCACCCCUCACUCUCUUGAAGCCGGCCGUGCCGGAGGACGCCGCAAGUCUCGAUCGUCUGCCAACCGUCUCCCUUCUCCCCCCGAGAGCCUUUCGUCCUCUUCCUCCCGCGACUCGUCCCCCGCACCCGGUCGCCGGCUCAACGAUGUCUUGGUCGGAAUGAACAACCUUUUCUCCCUUCUUCUCAGCCCUGCCUGGGUUCAGACCUUCGCUAUGACUUUCCUUGGCGAAUGGGGCGAUCGCAGCCAAAUUGCCACCAUCGCCAUGGCCGCCGGUCAAGACUACUGGUGGGUGACCGUCGGUGCGAUCACUGGACAUGGCAUCUGCACCGCUGCGGCGGUCAUUGGCGGCAGUGCUAUCGCAGGCCGAGUUAGCAUGCGCGUUGUAACACUUGGCGGUGCCACGGCCUUCCUUGUCUUUGGAGCCAUCUAUCUGAUCGAGGCCCUGUAUUAGCGCCUCUAUUUGUUUCCGCGCAUACUCUUCUAUAGUGUCUUUUAAUAAUCUUGGGUGAUUUCCCUGUACAAUAUAGAAUUGGGAAGCCAAUUGAGCCAGAUGUAUACAUUAUUGGAGGCUCUUUCCUGGCUAUGUGAUAAUGAUAAAGAAUACACAUCAUUUACGGCCGGUGAUCUUUUCUGUAGCUACCGUGGAUUACUCUUUUGCUCUGAACCCAUCUUACUGUAGUAUAAGAUUCCCACGAGAUCAAUCCGUUUAUUUUCCAGUACUAGUACCGCCAGCAACAAGUACACUCUUAUGACCAACCGAUAGACCAAUGAGACAUGUCAUCUCUGACCAGGGACCGUGAGCAAUGUGGCCAGGGUCAAUCAACUUGGAACACUAGUCGCUAAUAUCGGCAUAGAUAGCACGAUUGUCCAGGAACCGCAGACACAAACCUGUUCAUCUGCGCUAACAACCAGGGACUACUCCGCAGAGUCCUCCUGGUCUGGGUCGGGCGGGAAGUUAGGGCUACCGACUUGGGCCCACUGAAUCGUGCUAUUCUUAGCGGGUCUUCGCUUCUAUUUUUGCAAUUCUACCC